This is a messenger RNA of Xiphophorus hellerii (green swordtail), 3502 nucleotides long. RefSeq names its product suppressor of tumorigenicity 14 protein homolog. Gene Ontology annotation, molecular function: serine-type endopeptidase activity; protein binding. Gene Ontology annotation, biological process: proteolysis. Lineage: Eukaryota; Metazoa; Chordata; Actinopteri; Cyprinodontiformes; Poeciliidae. The record is from RefSeq and is a predicted model, not a curated record.
CUCUCUGCGCUCAGGUACUUUCCGUCAGGUUCCGAACCCAGCUCCUGAACCCCACCGAACAGAACCGACUCUCUGGGUCAGAACUGUGAAGUUCUGGUGGUUCAGAGGGUCUCCCCCCUUUCAGCGCCGCCGCCGCUAUUUGAGCGGAACCGUUUGAGCGGUAGAACUGACGAACCUCAGCAAAGUUUGACGAAAGAACCGGGCCGUCAGAACCGGAACCGAGGGCUGAUGGACCCGCUGUAUUCUGGACAGAAGUUCAGUCCAACUCGGGACUUGGACGUCAGAGAGCAGUUCCUGCAGGCGCCGGACUCGAGGGACGUGGAGAAGGACCCGGGCCGCAGACGACGGCUGUGGGCCGGACUCGGCCUGCUGGUCGCUGCUGGCGCCUUGGCUCUGCUGACCGGACUGCUGGUGUGGCACUUCCACCUGCGCCGAGACGUCCGAGUGACGAAGCUCUACGUCGGCUCCGUGGGAAUCGGCGGCCGCUCCUUCCGGGCCGACCUGGAGGAACCCGGCAGCGACGGCUUCAGCAGCCUGGCCCAGAAGGUCAGGGCGCAGCUUCAGCAGAUCUACGGCCAGAACUCGGUGCUGGCCAAGUUCUACAAAGACUCCACGGUGCAGGCCUUCAGUGAAGGGGACGGCCAGCCGGACGGCAUGGUGGCGUAUUACGAGUCCGAAUUUGAGCUCCCGGUCGUCCAGCUGUCCUCCCUGGACGAAGCCAUGGCGUCUCUGGAGGCGACAGGAAGUCAGCGUGGACGGCUGCUGAGACCCGACCCGGCGUUGAGGGUCGGCGGUGUUUCGUCUGGAGCUCUGGACCCCCGGCUGACCAGGACCAACAUGUCUGAGAAGGCUCCGAUCAGCGUCCACGUGAGGAAGAACGGCCACAUCGAUUCUCCCGGGUUCCCCGACGCCCCCUACGGCCCCAACACGGCCCAGAAGUGGCAGCUCCGGGCCGACCCGGGUCACCGGGUCCGCUUGGACUUCCACACCCUGAUCCUGGAGGAUGACUGUGAGCAGGACUUUGUCCAGAUCUACGACUCGCUGGCUCCCAUCCGGCCCCGCCUCCUCACUGAGCAGUGCGGAUACCCGCAUGGCUCCCUGGCCUUCGUGUCGUCUGGGAACGUCAUGCUGCUGAUGCUGGUCACCAGUCAGGACAAGAACUUCCCCGGAUUCAGAGUCUUCUACUCCCAGGUUCCUGCAGCCGGCGGAGAUUGCGGCGGAACGCUGAGCGGAGAACGAGGUUCGUUCUCCUCGCCGUUUUUCCCGGCCAACUAUCCUCCCAAAGCGGACUGCAGCUGGACCGUCCAGGUUCCUGAGGGAAGGUUUGUGAAGGUCCAGUUCCAGACGUUUUCUGUGGGGAAGGACGGAUUGCCGUGUCUCCAUGACUACGUGACGAUUGACGAGGAAAGGUUGUGUGGCAGCCAAUCAGAAUCCUCCGUGUUCAUCAGCAAGAGCAACAAGAUGAGGGUCAGUUUCAGGUCAGACUGGGGGCUCGUCCACCCGGGGUUCAGAGCCCGGUACGAGGCCUUCGUCCCCACCGACCCUUGUCCUGGGAAGUUCAGGUGUGGCACCAACCUGUGCAUCAACACCGACGCUCGCUGCGACGGCUUCAAUGACUGUGGCGACAACCACGAUGAGAUCGGCUGCAGCUGCGCGCCGAUGCAGAUGAAGUGUAAGAACAACAUCUGCAAGGCCAAGUUCUGGAUGUGUGACGGCGUGGACGACUGCGGCGAUAACUCUGACGAAGACGGCUGCGGGAAAUGCGGUGCCGCAGAGUUCUCCUGCAGGAACGGCCGCUGCGUCUCCGACGCGCUGCGAUGCGACGGCAGAGACGACUGCGGCGACGCCUCCGACGAGUCCACAUGCCAGAAAUCGCUGCAGCUGCCCUGCUCCGACUUCACCUUCCGCUGCCGCAGCGGCCGCUGCAUCAGCAAGCUGAACCCGGAGUGUGACGGCACGCCGGACUGCGAGGACGGCUCGGACGAGGACGACUGUGACUGCGGCAUGCCGCCGUACCGCAGCCUCCGCAUCGUGGGCGGUCAGGCGUCCAGGGAGGGGGAGUGGCCCUGGCAGGUGAGCCUCCACUUCAGAGGACAUGGACACACCUGUGGAGCCUCGGUGCUGAGCCACCGCUGGCUGCUGACCGCCGCCCACUGCGUCCAGGACGAGUACACAGUGGCGGACCGAUGGGACGCCUGGAUGGGGCUGCACGCGCAGGGCCAGAGCAACCGGUGGACGGUGCAGCGGAAGGUGAAGCGGAUCGUGGUCCACCCGGACUACGACCGGGUCAGCCUGGACAGCGACAUCGCCCUGAUGGAGCUGGAACCGGACCUGGUUCUGAACCAGAACAUCUGGCCCGUCUGCCUGCCGUCUGCCUCACACCACUUUCCGGCCGGCCAGGAGGCCUGGAUCACCGGCUGGGGCGCCACUGCGGAGGGAGGUGCCGGCACCAGUGUUCUGCAGAAAGCCCGGGUCCGGAUCAUCAACAGCACCGUGUGUCGGUCUCUGCUGCGAGACUCGCUCAGCGACCGGAUGCUGUGCGCCGGGGUGCUGGGCGGAGGCGUGGACGCCUGUCAGGGCGACUCGGGCGGGCCGCUGGCCGUCACCGACCCCAGUGGGCGGGUCUUCGUGGCGGGCGUGGUCAGCUGGGGCGAAGGCUGCGGCCUCAGGAACAAACCCGGUGUCUACACUCGGGUCACCCGGUUCCGGCGCUGGAUCAGGAACCAGACUGGAGUCUGAGCAGAAUCCGUCUGUGGUCAGGCAUGGUUACAGAUCAGCUGCUUCACGAACCAAACUGCAAAACUCCCCGCUGCUGUUCUCUGACCCGCCAAAAUAAAAUCACUCUCUUGUUUCCCAAACGUUCUUCCUAAUCCUGAUCUUCCACUGCUGCAACAUCUGCUGAGAAAAAGUCCAAUCCAAGAGGAAGUGACAUCAUGAUCAGGGAGUAAAACCCGUCACUAAAUUAAAACUAAGGCAUUUCUUUUCUGUCCAGUUAUCAGAAACAUUUGACUCCAUAACUAGGAAUAAUUCAACUGGUUCUGGGAGCUGAGGCUCCUCAGAGCCGCGCGCUCGGCCCCUUCCUGCUUCACUGCCUCCUUAUCCAGAAAAACUGAUGGUUUCAUCAAGUUUGUUUAUUUAAGCAUAUCAUUCCAUAUUUAUUAUGCCAUCCUAGAUGUCACUAGAUGGUGACAAAGUGCUUCCCUGGUUGGUGUAGAAUCUGCAUCAUCAGGGUUUGGUGGUACUGUGUGGUGCCUUCAGGGGAAUUAAUAGCUGAUCAAAUCAGAUUUUAGGAGCCGGUUUUCUCUCAGGAAGUUUAUUUUAAAGCAUCGGGUCUUUCUGUUCUACUCUGAGGCGUUUAAUGUUGUGGGGUUUUACAAUUGUUGCAUUUUCUUUGUGAUUUUUGUAUUUUUAAAAACAUUUCUGUUUAGUCUCUUCUGCCCUCAAUGAUUACGGAUAAAAUGCUUCGCUGGGAGUUUCUGAUUAAACUCUAAGUUGAAACGUC